AGUGUGUGGCCUUGUUUUCAAUGAAAAUUUCUGACUGCGGCCCGGACGCAACAGGGCGGUAUAAAAGGUACAGACGGCCGGAGAAUGGCAUCCCAGUGGUCGGCCAGCUCUCGUGGUGGUUACAUCUUCCGAACCCGUGGAAUUACCCCCAACCGGAUCCGCGAUGGCUCGUAUGUCUGCACUGGUGAUCUGCGCCCUGGCCUGCGUGGCGGUCUGUCAAGGCUCGCUCCAGAAGCGUGACACUGAGUACGCUCAGGAGCUGGGAUCCCCCGAGUACAGCAACAACUACUAUCAGCAGCAGUACCGGCCGCGGCCCGUCAAAAAGGCCUCCUACUCGCCCUUCGGAUGGGUCCAGAACCUGUUCCGCCGCAGCUCGUACGAUUCGUACGACUCGGGCAGCAGCGGUUACUCGGCGCCCAGCUACGGACCCUCCUACCACGCCCCCGCCAAGGGAGGACCCGGCAUUGCCGACAGUGAGUUAGAGCGAGGACGAGGGAAUCGGCGAGAGGAGAUAGAGGGAGGGAGGGAUGGGAGAA
Molecule: messenger RNA, 536 nt
Organism: Amphibalanus amphitrite
Lineage: Eukaryota; Metazoa; Arthropoda; Thecostraca; Balanomorpha; Balanidae
Exons: 4
Source: RefSeq, a predicted model, not a curated record